This is a messenger RNA of Nerophis ophidion (straightnose pipefish), 14731 nucleotides long. It is a transcript of the gene prr5a, whose product is annotated as proline rich 5a (renal). Gene Ontology annotation, biological process: TORC2 signaling. The transcript is spliced from 10 exons. Lineage: Eukaryota; Metazoa; Chordata; Actinopteri; Syngnathiformes; Syngnathidae. Gene Ontology annotation, cellular component: TORC2 complex. The record is from RefSeq and is a predicted model, not a curated record. Bases 286 to 1635 code for a protein of 449 amino acids.
CGCGCACGCGACAGCAAGCGGCGGGUGGUCGUCAGCGUCGCGUGUGCAACUCGGUCAAAACAAAGCGGCGGCGCGCACGGGAGCGAGCAUAGUCGCGUGCUCUAUGAAUGAGUCCACCGCCGCCGUCGUCAUCGUCGUUACCGGAAUUACCGGAGCCUCCAUCCGCCGGAUGCCCGGCCGGGAGCUCACAUUGUCGGCUAGCCAGAGCAGAGACGUCCCGCCGAUGAGAAGCGACCUUGUACCGGCGUCACAGCAACCGGAACCGGGAGACAGGAAGACGGAACGAUGCUGGAUGGACUCAGGCGAAGGCACGCCUCCCGCUCCUCCCCCCGGCCCCUCUCCCUCAACUUCAGCACCUUCUCGGCCCCUCCCCCGAGCCCGGACUUGGACAGCAGCAAUGAGCACCCAAUCAGGAGGACUCUGCACCGGCUCAAGCUGAUGAGCUCGCCCAGCCUCAGCGACCUGGGCAAGAGCGAGAAGGGCUCACCGGAGGACCGGGGGGAGAAGCAGAAGCGGGCCGGCGCCAACGCCACCUGGAACAGUAUCCACAACGCAGUCAUCGCAGUCUUCCAGAAGAAAGGUUUGGCUGACAACGAACUUUACGCUCUCAACGAAGGCGUCAGGCACCUGCUGAAGACCGAGGUGGGGUCCUUCUUCACGGAGUACCUUCAGAACCAGCUGCUGACAAAAGGCAUGGUCAUCCUGAGGGACAAGAUAAGGUUCUACGAAGGCCAGAAGUUGCUGGACUCUCUGGCCGAGACGUGGGACUUCUUCUUCUGCGACGUUCUCUCCAUGCUGCAAGCCAUCUUCCACCCGGUGCAGGGGAAGGAGCCUUCGGUCCGUCAGCUGGCCUUGCUCCACUUCCGGAGCACCAUCGUCCUGAGCGUGAAGCUGGAGGACGCCUUGUCUCGACCCCGAGCCAGAGUGCCGCCGUCUGUCACGCAGAUGCUGCUAAUCCUGCAGGGAGUCCACGAGUCGCGUGGCGUGAACGAGGACUACCUGAGGCUGGAAUCUCUGGUCCAGAAAGUGGUCUCUCCCUACCUGGGCACGCACGGGCUUUACUCCGGAGACCAGAGCGAGGACCACUGCCGUGUUCUGGAGAGGCGCCUCCAGUGGGGCUGGUCCAAGUCUGCCGAGCAGCUGUCCAAGAACCCGGUGGUACGCUCCAAGAGCUACAACAUCCCCCUGCUGCUGACCCCGGUGGCGGAGUACGACCCCGACGGCGGCUCCGCCGGCAGCGGCGGGAUCCGGCGUCACUCGGCCUGUGAGAUGAUUUCCUGUCUGGAGGAGCAAACGUUGACCUACGCCGAGCUCUCCGGCUCCGCCUCCAACCGGCUCUGCGUGGGCUCGCAGUAUAAAGGCGCCGCCUCCUCCGACCUGCCGCUGUCCUCGCCGUCCAUCCUCGAGCUGCGCUCGUCCGGAGCGCUGCACGGAACCGAGGCCACGACCACCAUGACCGACCUAGGCAAGGCGGCCUCCUGCACGCCGCCCAGCGAGUCGUCCAGCCCAGACACCAUCAUCGGACAGGUGCUCGAGUCCACCGACUCCGACUCAGACGGGAUAUUUAUUGAUUUUCCUUCUCGUUCCUCGGAGGCUCUGGGCUACGCUCGCGAAAGCAGGCAGAGCACCGUGUAGCUAAACCACACACACAAACACACACACACACUCCUCUUUCCGUCCUUCUGGGGACCUCUGAAAAAUGCCUCCCUCUUUAGGACCACCCUUUCUAGAUAUAUACAGAUUAAUAUUGACAACAUUAAUGAUAUAUACACACUACGCAAACAUAAAAAAAUAUAUUUGGAAUUUCACAAGAAAAAGGUCACAAUUUCACAAGAAAAACUUAAAAUCUUGGCACUGUUAUUAUAAAAGUCAUCAUUUUACUCAACACAAGUCAAGAUUUUACAAGAAAAACUGAAAAUUUGUGCAAUGUUAUGAUAAAAGUUGGAAUUUAACUCUAACAGUCGCAAUUUGACAAGAAAAGCUUCACGUUUUGGCAACUUUAUGAAAAGAGUCGUAAUUUUACCCGACAAAAGUCAAAAUUUGAUAAGAAAACUUUGAAAUUUGCAAUGGUUUUCCGUAUUGGGAUCAUGAUUUAUGUCCUAACUUGUUCACACCGCCUCAUAUGGAAGCUACUUUUCCCUGUUGAUGUCUCAAAAAUGGUAAAAAAACAAGAACAAACACACACACACACAAACUUGUAUUUCCGACCUUCUGGGGACCUCUGAAAAAUGCCUCCCUCUUUAGGGCCACCCUUUCUAGAUAUAUACAGAUUAAUAUUGACAACAUUAAUAAUUUAUACACACUAUGCAAACAUAAAAAAAUAUAUUUAGAAUUUCACAAGAAAAAGGUCACAAUUUCACAAGAAAAAAUUUAAAUCUUGGCAUUGUUACUAUAAAAGUCGUCAUUUUACUCUACACAAGUCAAGGUUUUACAAAAAAAACUGAACAUUUUUGCAAUGUUAUGAUAAAAGUUGGCAUUUAACUUUUAACAGUUGCAAUUUGACAAGAAAAGCUUAACGUUUUGGCAACUUUAUGAAAAGAGUCCUAAUUUUACCCGACAAAAGUCAAAAUUUGAUAAGAAAACUUUGAAAUUUGCAAUUGUUUUCCGUAUUGGGACCAAGAUUUUUGUCCUAACUUGUUCACACCUCAUAUGGAAGCUACUUUUCUUUCUUGAUGUCUCAAAAAGGGUAGAAAAACAAGAACCCACACACACACAAACUUGUAUUUCCGACCUUCUGGGGACCUCUGAAAAAUGCCUCCCUCUUUAGGACCAUCCUUUCCAGAUAUAUACACAUUAAUAUUGAUAACAUUAAUAAUAUAUACACACUACGCAAAUAUAAAAAAAUAUAUUUGGAAUUUCACAAGAAAAAGGUCACAAUUUCACAAGAAAAACUUAAAAUCUUGGCAUUGUUACUAUAAAAGUCGUCAUUUUACUCUACACAAGUCAAGGUUUUACAAGAAAAACUGAACAUUUGUGCAAUGUUAUGAUAAAAGUUGGAAUUUAACUCGAACAGUCGCAAUUUUACAAGAAAAGCUUAACAUUUUGGCAAUUUUAUGAAAAGAGUCGUAAUUUUACCCGACAAAAGUCAAAAUUUGAUAAGAAAACUUUGAAAUUUGCAAUGGUUUUCCGUAUUGGGAUCAUGAUUUAUGUCCUAACUUGUUCACACCGCCUCAUAUGGAAGCUACUUUUCCCUCUUGAUGUCUCCAAAAGGGUAGAAAAAGAAGAACACACACACACACAAACUUGUAUUUCCGACCUUCUGGGGACCUCUGAAAAAUGCCUCCCUCAUUAGGACCAUCCUUUCUAGAUAUAUACAGAUUAAUAUUGACAACAUUAAUAAUUUAUACACACUAUGCAAACAUAAAAAAAUAGAUUUAGAAUUUCACAAGAAAAAGGUCACAAUUUCACAAGAAAAAAUUUAAAUCUUGGCAUUGUUACUAUAAAAGUCGUCAUUUUACUCUACACAAGUCAAGAUUUUACAAGAAAAACUGAAAAUUUGUGCAAUGUUAUGAUAAAAGUUGGAAUUUAACUCUAACAGUCGCAAUUUGACAAGAAAAGCUUCACGUUUUGGCAAUUUUAUGAAAAGAGUCCUAAUUUUACCCUACAAAAGUCAAAAUUUGAUAAGAAAACUUUGAAAUUUGCAAUUGUUUUCCGUAUUGGGACCAAGAUUUUUGUCCUAACUUGUUCACACCUCAUAUGGAAGCUACUUUUCUUUCUUGAUGUCUCAAAAAGGGUAGAAAAACAAGAACACACAGACACACAAACUUGUAUUUCUGACCUUCUGGGGACCUCUGAAAAAUGCCUCCCUCUUUAGGGCCACCCUUUCUAGAAAUAUACAGAUUAAUAUUGAUAACAUUAAUAAUUUAUACACACUAUGCAAACAUAAAAAAAUAUAUUUGGAAUUUCACAAGAAAAAGGUCACAAUUUCACAAGAAAAACUUAAAAUCUUGGCAUUGUUACUAUAAAAGUCGUCAUUUUACUCUACACAAGUCAAGGUUUUACAAGAAAAACUGAACAUUUGUGCAAUGUUAUGAUAAAAGUUGGAAUUUAACUUGAACAGUCGCAAUUUGACAAGAAAAGCUUAACAUUUUGGCAAUUUUAUGAAAAGAGUCGUAAUUUUACCCGACAAAAGUCAAAAUUUGAUAAGAAAACUUUGAAAUUUGCAAUGGUUUUCCGUAUUGGGAUCAUGAUUUAUGUCCUAACUGGUUCACACCUCUUCAUAAGGAAGCUACUUUUCCCUCUUGAUGUCUCCAAAAGGGUAGAAAAACAAGAACCCACACACACACAAACUUGUAUUUCCGACCUUCUGGGGACCUCUGAAAAAUGCCUCCAUCUUUACGACCAUCCUUUCCAGAUAUAUACAGAUUAAUAUUGAUAACAUUAAUAAUAUAUACACACUACGCAAAUAUAAAAAAAUAUAUUUGGAAUUUCACAAGAAAAAGGUCACAAUUUCACAAGAAAAACUUAAAAUCUUGGCAUUGUUACUAUAAAAGUCGUGAUUUUACUCUACACAAGUCAAGGUUUUACAAGAAAAACUGAACAUUUGUGCAAUGUUAUGAUAAAAGUUGGAAUUUAACUUGAACAGUCGCAAUUUGACAAGAAAAGCUUAACAUUUUGGCAAUUUUAUGAAAAGAGUCGUAAUUUUACCCGACAAAAGUCAAAAUUUGAUAAGAAAACUUUGAAAUUUGCAAUGGUUUUCCGUAUUGGGAUCAUGAUUUAUGUCCUAACUGGUUCACACCUCUUCAUAAGGAAGCUACUUUUCCCUCUUGAUGUCUCCAAAAGGGUAGAAAAACAAGAACCCACACACACACAAACUUGUAUUUCCGACCUUCUGGGGACCUCUGAAAAAUGCCUCCAUCUUUAAGACCAUCCUUUCCAGAUAUAUACAGAUUAAUAUUGAUAACAUUAAUAAUAUAUACACACUACGCAAAUAUAAAAAAAUAUAUUUGGAAUUUCACAAGAAAAAGGUCACAAUUUCACAAGAAAAACUUAAAAUCUUGGCAUUGUUACUAUAAAAGUCGUGAUUUUACUCUACACAAGUCAAGGUUUUACAAGAAAAACUGAACAUUUGUGCAAUGCUAUGAUAAAAGUUGGAAUUUAACUCGUACAGUCGCAAUUUUACAAGAAAAGCUUAACAUUUUGGCAAUUUUAUGACGAGAGUCGUAAUUUUACCCAGAAAAAAGUCACAAUUUUAUAAGAAAACUUUGAAAUUUUGGCAAUAUUAUAAUAAUGAUCAAUCAAUCAAUCAAUGUUUAUUUAUAUAGCCCUAGAUCACGAGUGUCUCAAAGGGCCGCACAAGCCCCAACGACAUUCUCGGUUCAGAUCCCACAUCAGGGUAAGGAAAAACUCAACCCAAUGGGACAAUGAGAAACCUUGGAGAGGACCGCAGAUGUGGGGACCUCCCCCCUCUAGUGCGACCGUAAUUUUACUUGGCAAAAUGACGACAAAAGUCAUUUUUUUACCCCAACAAUGUCACUAUUUUACAGGAACAACAAGAACGUUGGCAAAAUUGUGAUAAAAGUCAGAAUUUUACAUGACAAAUGUUUCCAUUUUGCAUUAAAAAUUAAUAAUUUUACAUAAAAACGUAAUAAUUUUAUGAGAAAAUAUCGCAGUAUUACAGAAAGAGAAAGAAUAUGAGAAAUUGUUCCCAAUUUUAUAGGAAAGAAGUCGACACAUUGUGAGAAAAAGACCGCUUUUGGUUAUUUUUUUGUUUGUAAUUACUUUUUAAUUGUCAUUACUUACUUCCAAGUUAUUACAGUAUGUCUCUAUAUACAUAUUUAUUUAGAUUUUUUUGUUGGUUUUUAUUUUGGCCAAAGGGGGGCGCAUUUCAUUUUCUUGCACACACUUGUUCUUUCAUAUGUUGACCAUAGGGGGCGGGGGGCACUUUUAAAAGCAACACACAGUCAAUGUGAAAAAUCUUUCCUUUUUGGGACCAGCCUCAUUUUGAUAGAUAAAUGAGAGAUUCUCCAUUAGAUGCAAUGUUAUUGGGACCAUGAUUUGUGUCAUCACUUGUUCACACCUCCUCAUAUGGAAGCUACUUUUCCUUGUUGAUGUCUCAAGAAGGUUAGAAAAACAAACACACACACACACACACACACACACUUAAUCUUUGUGAGUACAUUUCUUUUGUCCUCCAUCCAUUUAUCCUGCUUCAUGCCAGUGGUGUCAUGCUAAAUUGUUUUCAGACUAAAUACUUAAACUCAUUUAGGAUUUAUGCCGAUUUCCGCAAAAAUUUGUGGAUUUUUUCGCCACAGAAAGAAUGUGAAUUUGGUGAAAAUCUGGAUAAAUGUGCACAUUGGGAUUGUCCAGUUAGAAACAAAAACACGUCUCUAAAUUUUGUGUAUUUUUUUCCUUGUAAAUUAAACUUUUUGUUAUUUAAGUUUUUCCUUUCCGAUAAAACACAACUUUUUCAUCUCAAAAUUUGCUUUAUAACAAGUAGGGGAAAAAAUAUAAUUGGAAAUACAUCCUUUAUUUCAAAAAAAAAAAAAAGAAUGCUUUUAUUAUAAAAAUUAGAAAAUCACAAUAUUGCAAGACAUUUUUUUAAAGAAAAGAAAGAUUAUUUAAACAAUUGAAAAUAUAUGCUUGAUUUAAAAACCUACAAAAUCAGGCUUUUAUGAAAAUUUUAAUAUUUUAUUGCCAAAGUAAUAAUGCGGAUUUGGUGAAGAUCUGGAUAAAAGUGCCCAUUGGGAUUGUCCAGUUAGAAACAAAAACAAGGCUCUAAAUUUUGUGUAUUUUUUUCCUUUUAAAUUAAACUUUUUUUUAUUUACGUUUUUUUCUUUCCGGUAAACUUUUUCAUCUCAAAAUUUGCUUUACAACAAGUAGGAGAAAAAAAUAUAAUUGGAAAUACAUCCUUUAUUUGAAAAAAAAAAAAAAAAAAAGGAUGCUUUUACUAUGAAAAUUUAAAAAUCAAAAUUUUGCAAGACUUUCUUUUUAAAGAAAAGAAAGAUUAUUCAAACAAUUGAAAAUACGUUCUUUUUUUUAAAUCCAAGAAAACCAGGCUUCAUCUGGAUGAAAUCGCCCAUUGAAAAUGUCCAGUUAGAAGAAAAAAAUAAUUUCUCAAAAUUUUGUGUAUAUUUUCCUUUUAAAUUAAAAAAUAAAUAAAACAUUUUUUUUUCAUCUCAAAAGGUGCUUUACAACAAGUAGGAACAAAUGUAAAAUUGGAAAUAAAUUAUUUGUUUGAACAACAACAACAAAAAAAUCAUGCUAUUAUUAUGUAAAUGAAAAAAAUACAAUUUUGCAAGACAUUGGAAAGAGAAGAAAUAUUUAAACAAUUGAAAAUGCAUUCUUUAUUCAAAAAACAAGAAAAUCAGGCUUUUAUGAAAAUGCACAGAGAGGAAAACUAAUUAUAUUUAAUAUUUUUUGCCUAAGAAACAAUGCAGGUUAAAAGUGCCCAUUCGGAUUAUCCACUUAGAAAAAAAAAAAUUAUGUCUUUAAGUUUUGUGUAUUUUCCUUUUAGAUAAAAAAAAAAAAAAGUUUUUCUGUUCCAAUAAAACAAAAAUUUUUCAUCUCAAAAUUUGAAUACACGUUUUAUAACUAAUAGAAAAAAAAAUGUAUAAUUGGAAAUACAUUCUUUAUUUGAAAAAAAAAAUAUAUAUAUAUAUAUAACAAAACUUUGAAAUUUUGGCAAUAUUAUAAUAAUGAUCAAUCAAUCAAUCAAUGUUUAUUUAUAUAGCCCUAGAUCACGAGUGUCUCAAAGGGCUGCACAAGCCCCAACGACAUCCUCGGUUCAGAUCCCACAUCAGGGCAAGGAAAAACUCAACCCAAUGGGGCAAUGAGAAGCCUUAUAUAUAUAUAUUGUUUUAUUUUGAAAAUAUGAAGCCCAUGUACCACAGUUUGAUUGAAUUUUAAAAACUGGAAAUAGUCUUUAUUUAUUUUUUAAAAUGCAGAAACGCAUACUAAAAACACAAUUUUGCAAGACAUCCUUUAUGAAAAAAUAUGAAGAAAAAUUAUUUUAAAAAAUUGGAAAUACAUUGAUUAUUUUAGAAAAAUCCAGAAGUUCACGGUUUAAAUUAAAAAAAAAAAGAGGAAGAAAAAUGUUUGGCGAUACGUUCUUUAUGACGAUUGGAGAUACAUGCUUUUGUAAAAAAAAUGUCAAUAACCGUAUUUUUCGGAGUAUAAGUCGCUCCGGAGUAUAAGUCGCACCUGCCGAAAACGCAUAAUAAAGAAGGAGAAAGACAUAUAUAAGUCGCACUGGAGUAUAAGUCGCAUUUUUGGGGGAAAUUUAUUUGAUAAAACCCAACACCAAGAAUAGACAUUUGAAAGGCAAUUUAAAAUAAUUAAAGAAUAGUGAGUCAUUCAAAUAACUAUAACAUAUAGAACAUGCUAUACCUUUACCAAUCAAUCUUUCACUCCUAAUCGAUAAAUCCCAUGAAAUCUUAUACGUCUAGUCUAUUACGACAAUGUUUUUCAACCACUGUGCCGCGGCACACAAGUGUGCCGUAAGAUAUUGUCUUUUGUGCCGUGGGAAAUGAUGCAACUUCACCUAAUUGGUCCAAAAAAUAUUUUUUUUUGCAAAUGAAUAAUUAUAAUCUGCUAAUACUGUGCCGUUCCUGAGUGUCCGUGCUGUGUAGAACUUGGCCGUAGAGCUGUGAUCCCAAUAUGCAGACCACAGCGUGCAGGUAAAAAAAAAGGUAUGUAACGCUUAAGCCAAAAAUGAAGAAAAAGGAAAAGGCAAUAAAGCAUAGGGAUGGCUGUGUAAACCUGAACUGGUUACAAAGUAAACAGAAACAGAAUGCUGGACGACAGCAAAAACUUGCGGCGUGUGGAGCAGAGACGGACGACGUCCACAAAUUACAAACCCCGUUUCCAUAGGAGUUGGGAAAUUGUGUUAGAUGUAAAUAUAAACGGAAUACAAUGAUUUGCAAAUCAUUUUCAACCCAUAUUCAGUUGAAUGCACUACAAAGACAAGAUAUUUGAUAUUCAAACUGAUAAACUUUUUUUUUUUUUUGCAAAUAAUAAUCAUCUUAGAAUUUCAUGGCUGCAACACGUGCCAAAGUAGUUGGGAAAGGGCAUGUUCACCACUGUGUUACAUCAAAUUUUCUUUUAACAACACUCAAAAAACGUUUGGGAACUGAGGAGACAAAUUUUUUAAGAUUUUCAGGUGGAAAUCUUUCCCAUUCUUGCUUAAGUUGUUCAUCUCUGUUGUCGUAUUUUAGGCUUCAAAAUUUUCAGUGGGAGACAGGUCUGGACUACUUUUACUAUGACGCCAAGCUGUUGUAACACGUGGGUGGCAUUGUCUUGCUGAAAUAAGCAGGGGCGUCCAUGGUAACGUUGCUUGAAUGGCAACAUAUGUUGCUCCAAAACCUGUAUGUACCUUUCGGCAUUAACGGUGCCUUCACAGAUGUGUAAGUUACCCAUGCCUUGGGCACUAAUUCACCCCCAUACCGUCACAGAUGCUGGCUUUUGAACUUUGCGCCUAUAACAAUCCGGAUGGUUCUUUUCCGCUUUGUUCCCGAGGACACAAAUGUCCAUAGUUUCCAAAAACAAUUCGAAAUGCGGACUCGUCAGACCACAGAAGACUUUUCCAGUUUGCAUCAGUCCAUCUUAAGAUGAUCUCGGGCCCAGAGGAGCCGGCGGCGUUUCUGGAUGUUGUUGAUAAAUGGCUUUUGCUUUGCAUAGUAGAGCUAUAAAGUAAAAAAGGUGCGGGGAAUAGCGCUCAAAGAAGACAUAAAACUGCUAAAGUGCUACACACUGUAAAACACCAACAAACUCAAAAUAAGGCACGAGGAGGACCUGGUGGAGUUUCAUCUUUUAACGUUUUCUGCCGGUGGUGUGCCUGCGGAUUUUUAAAUGGAAAAAAAUGUGCCUUGUCUCAAAAAAGGUUGAAAAACACUGUCUUACGUGAACGAGCUAAAUAAUAUUAUUUGAUAUUUUACGGUAAUGUGUUAAUAAUUUUAAAUAUAAGUCGCUCCUGAGUAUAAGUCGCCAAACUAUGAAAAAAAAACCGCGACUUAUAGUCCGAAAAAUACGGUAAUUAAAAAAAAUCACAAAAUUUGGAGGUUUUUUUUGCAAAAUCUAAAAAAAUUCUUUGUAUUUUAAGAAAUGGGGAUGCUUUGAUAAAAAACAAAAGGACACCACUUUUAAAUAUUUAUAAAAACCAAAAAGCUUUACAAUAUUUGAAGAGGCAUCCUUUUUAUCACCUAUGAUUCAUCAAAUUUGCGGGCAUAAAAACACUUGGAAAAACACGCUUUAUAGGAGGAAAUAUUUGGAGAUACUUGCUUUAUUAGAAAAAAAAAAUAUAUAUAUAUAUAUGUAUGUAUAUAUGUAUAUUGGCACCCAAACAAAGAAAACAUGACCACUUUGGCUGAAGUCAUGCUUAUUUGUCAUUUAUUUUAUGUUCACGUGUGACUUAUCGGUACUAAAAUAGCAAAGUGAGGAUUGUUUGAAUCCUUCAAAUGAAUGUAAAACGACCACAACCUUUCCUACUUUCUCAUCAUGCCUGACUUAAAGUCAUGGGCAAAAGUUCACAUACACUUGCAAAAGCCAGAAUGUCAUGGUUGUCUUGAGUUUCCAAUCAUUUCUACGACUCUUGUUUUUUUUUUUUGCGAUGGAGUGAUUGGAGCACAUACUUGUUGGUCACGAAAAAAAUGACAUCUAUUAAACAAGACGAGAGACGGAAUUAAUUUGGCUCAAUUGAGGAGAAAACGUGUGGACCUGUCACCUCUUACAGCAGGGGUCGGGAACCUUUUUGGCUGAGAGAGCCAUGAAAGCUAAAUAUUUUAAAAUGUCUACCCGUAGGAGCCAUGUAAUAUUUCCAUCCAUCCAUCCAUUUUCUACCGCUUAUUCCCUUAGGGCAGGGGUGCCCAUUACGUCGAUCGCGAGCGGGUGUGUCAGUCGAUCUCCAGCCAGGCUUUUGAAAAAAAAUAGACUUAAAAAUUAGUGAUCAUCAAUCUUCACCAAGACGUCACUUAAAUGACAUUCACGGUACCGGAGGGUCUUGUGAGAUGACGCUGGCUGCUGCAAGAUCAUUAUUAUGAAAAUAUGACCGAGAGGAAGGCGAGAAACACUUUUUAUUUCAACAGACUCUCGCGCCGUACCUUCCGUCAAAACUCUAAAGGCCGACUGCACAUUUCCUAUCUUCACAAUAAAAGCCCUGCUUCAUGCUGCCUGCGCUAACUAAACACAGAGUCUCGGAAAACUGGCGUGCACAAGCGAUCCCUCCGAUCUACAAGGGAGGGGGGGGACAUAGGAGAAAAAAGAAAAGAAGCGGCAGAUCAACUGGUCUAAAAAGGAGAUCUAUUUAAAGGCUAGAGUAUACAGAUGAGUUUUAAGGUGAGACUUAAAUGCUUCUACUGAGGUGGCAUCUCGAACUGUUACCGGGAGGGCAUUCCAGAGUACUGGAGCCCGAACGGAAAACGCUCUAUAGCCCGCAGACUUUUUUUGGGCUCUAGGAAUCACUAAUAAGCCGGAGUCUUUUGAACGUUCAAAGAAGACGUUUCGUAAAACAGUAGAAAAAGGAAGUCGCCCAGAGGGGACUCUGGUCCUGCCUCCUCCUGUUUCAAUCAAUCAAUCAAUCAAUGUUUAUUUAUAUAGCCCCAAAUCACAAAUGUCUCAAAGGACUGCACAAAUCAUUACGACUACAACAUCCUCGGAAGAACCCACAAAAGGGCAAGGAAAACUCACACCCAGUGGGCAGGGAGAAUUCACAUCCAGUGGGACGCCAGUGACAAUGCUGACUAUGAGAAACCUUGGAGAGGACCUCAGAUGUGGGCAACCCCCCGCCCCCCUCUAGGGGACCGAAAGCAAUGGAUGUCGAGCGGGUCUAACAUGAUACUGUGAAAGUUCAAUCCAUAGUGGCUCCAACACAGCCGCGAGAGUUCAGUUCAAAGCAGAUCCAAGACAGCAGCGAGAGUCCCGUCCACAGGAAACCAUCCCAAGCGGAGGCGGAUCAGCAGCGUAGAGAUUUCCCCAACUGAUACACAGGCGAGCGGUCCAUCCUGGGUCUCGACUCUGGACAGCCAGUACUUCAUCCAUGGUCAUCGGACCGGACCCCCUCCACAAGGGAGGGGGGGGACAUAGGAGAAAAAAUAAAAGAAGCGGCAGAUCAACUGGUCUAAAAAGGAGGUCUAUUUAAAGGCUAGAGUAUACAGAUGAGUUAAAUGUUUCUACUGAGGUGGCAUCUCGGACUGUUACCGGGAGGGCAUUCCAGAGUACUGGAGCCCGAACAGAAAACGCUCUAUAGCCCGCAGACUUUUUUUGGGGCUCUAGGAAUCACUAAUAAGCCGGAGUCUUUUGAACGUUCAAAGAAGACGUUUCGUAAAACAGUAGAAAAAGGAAGUCGCCUAGAGGGGACUCUGGUCCGGCCUCUUCCUCGCAUCCACAGUCCUUGGGAAAGACAAUAUAUUUGAAACGUUGACACAAAGCUGGCAUGCAGGAUGUUUGUUUUUCGUUAGUUUUUCUUUAUUUUGCUCUUUUCGCCAAUGCUAAAAAAAAAAAAGUUAAUUUUUUAGAUCUAAAUAUACUCCUCCCCUCUUAACCACGCCCCCCCAAUCCCUCAAAGACCAACUCCUUGGUCUUUGACUUUGGGAGGCCGAGUCCAAGGUCCCAACCUAUUGUGAUCGAGGGAGUCGAGGUACAGAUCGUGGACUCAUUCAAGUACCUCGGUGGGGAGGGGGGACUAUAAGCUGGACUGGACUCUCAACACGGACCACUUGUCUAGGAAAGGACCAAGCAGGCUCUACUUCCUGAGGAGGCUGCGAUUUUUCAACAUCUGUAAAAAACUCUCGUGGAUGUAGUACCAGUCUGUGGUUGCCAGUGUUCUGUACUACAUGGUCACUACUGCCUAGUUUCUUUUGUAAUAUUCUUAUUUGACUGUUGUAUUAUGAUAUGACAUAAUGGUUAGAGUUUCCGCCCUUAGUUCGGUAGGUUGUGAGUUCAAACCCCAGCCGAGUCAUACCAAAGACUAUAAAAAUGGGAGCUGUUGCCUCCCUGCUUGGUAUUCAGCAUCAAAGUUUGGAAUUGGGGGUUAAAUCACCAUAAAUGAUUCCCGGGCGUGACCACUCCUGCUGCUCACUGCUCCCCUCACUUCCCAGUGGGUGAUCAAAUCAUUGGUACUUUAACCUUAUAUUUUUAUUCUCAUUGUUUAUUUUUAUUUUUAUUCUUGUUGUAAUAUUUUCUAUUUUGUUCGCCCCCCCCCCCCACGACACCAAAGGGAAUUAGUGGUAGAAAAUGGAUGGUUUCCAUUUAUACCCCCAUUAUUUAGUUUUUGAAUUCGAUCCCAACUCUGUACACUGCUGCAGGAAUUUUAAUUCCAUCCAUCCAUCCAUCCAUUCAUAAUAAUCCCCUCAAUUCCCCCCCAAAAAUGUAUGAACUCACUGGAAAAUAAAGGCCAUAUUACAUACAUCCAUAAACGUGGAUCCCCACCAUACUUGACGGUAGGAGUGGUGUUCCUGGGAUUAAAGGCCUGACACCUUUUCUCCUCCAAACACAUUUAUAAAUAAAUGAUAAAUGGGUUGUACUUGUAUAGCGCUACCUUCAAGGUACUCAAAGGGCUUUGACACUACUUCCACAUUUACCCACUGAUGGAGGGAGCUGCCAUGCAAGGCGCUAACCAGCACCCAUCAGGAGCAAGGGUGAAGUGUCUUGCUCAGGACACAACGGAUGUGACGAGGUUGGUACUAGGUGGGGAUUGAACCAGGGACCCUCCGGUUGCACACGGCCACUCUUCAUUUCUGGCUCCAUUUUUGUUUCAUUGAACAUCAGAUGGACAAAGAUAAGACUUUCUGGCGGAAAGUUCCGUCGUCAGAUGAAACAAAAAUUGAAAAAAACCAAACAAAUUUAGCUGAACGGCACCCAUUUUGUCAAGCGGAGUGGUCAAAGAUUCAAACCAGAAGCUUGUGAAUUCCGUAAUGUUUUCAGACCAACUUGGCGAUGCGAUUUGAAUGUGUUGUUUUUAGAUUGGUCUCUCCAAAGCUUUGGUAUAAAUUGCAAAAUACCUAUUCUGUUCCGGGUGAUCAUUUAAACUCAGUUUAUGUGUCAUCAAAAGAACUUGGGAUUGACCAGUACCUUAGAAUCCCUUGGAGGAACUUCUGGUUCAAACGCAACAAUGGCUACCAAAAGCGCCUUAUUGUAGUGAAACUUGCCAAGGGACAUGUAAGCAAAUAUUAACAUUGCUGUGUGUAUACUUUUAACCCAUAAUAUUUCAUAAAAGAAGCAAACUUCAUGAAUGCUUAUUGUGACCAACCAGUACGUGCUCCAAUCACUCUAUCACAAAAAAAUAAGAGUUUUAGAAAUGAUUGGAAACUCAAGACAGCCAUGACAUCAUGUUCUUUACAAGUGUAUGUAAACUUUUGACCACUUCUUUCCAUUGAAGCCAUGUGGGCUAAUGAACUGUUGACAUGUAUUUUAAUGCUCGUAGGCUUUUUAGAUGGUCUUUUUUUCCCCCCCUGCUUUAUACAAACAAAACUUCUUUUUUUUUAAUAUUGUUUACAUUUGAAAGACAAUUGUACUGAAUGUUGUCUCACACACUGUCCUUUUGCACCUUGUAGGACGUACACAAGUGCAUUGUGGGUUGUCUCAGACAGCUCCCGGUCAUGAAAUGAAUCUGUGUUUUCUUAAUAAGGGCUUUUUUAAAGAAUUGUUUUUUUUUUUAGAAAAUAAGGAGAAAAAAAAAAUGUUUUACCUAAAGCUUUUUGUACGUUACUUUUUUGGGACAAUCUGUACGGAAUUGUACUUUGUAUUCUUUUGUUAUACGGGCCCAGUGGAAAUAGGUUUGAAUAAAUUGUCAAAUGCU